Molecule: messenger RNA, 898 nt
Organism: Camelus dromedarius (Arabian camel)
Lineage: Eukaryota; Metazoa; Chordata; Mammalia; Artiodactyla; Camelidae
Gene: ARL3
Product: ADP ribosylation factor like GTPase 3
Exons: 6
Coding region: 119-667 (182 amino acids)
Biological process (GO): cilium assembly
Cellular component (GO): cytoplasm; microtubule cytoskeleton
Molecular function (GO): GTP binding; GTPase activity
Source: RefSeq, a predicted model, not a curated record
CUGUGCGUGAGAGGGACGUUGGGGGCGGUGCCGCAGCAGUUGCCCCUGGUAACGGGGGAGGCAGCAAGAGGAGGAGGAGGUGGAGGAGGAGGUGGAGGAGGAGGGACUCGGCGGGAGGAUGGGCUUACUCUCAAUUUUGCGCAAAUUGAAAAGUGCACCAGACCAGGAGGUGAGAAUCCUUCUCCUGGGCUUGGAUAAUGCUGGCAAGACCACUCUUCUGAAGCAGCUUGCAUCUGAAGACAUCAGCCACAUCACACCUACACAGGGCUUUAACAUCAAAAGUGUACAAUCACAAGGUUUUAAACUGAAUGUAUGGGACAUUGGUGGACAGAGAAAAAUCAGACCAUACUGGAGGAAUUAUUUUGAAAACACUGAUAUUCUGAUAUAUGUAAUUGACAGUGCAGACAGAAAAAGAUUUGAAGAGACGGGUCAGGAACUAGCUGAAUUACUGGAGGAAGAAAAGCUAAGUUGUGUGCCAGUGCUCAUCUUUGCUAACAAGCAGGAUCUGCUCACGGCGGCCCCUGCCUCUGAAAUUGCAGAAGGACUGAAUCUGCACACCAUCCGCGACCGAGUCUGGCAGAUCCAGUCUUGCUCAGCUCUCACAGGAGAGGGCGUUCAGGACGGCAUGAACUGGGUCUGCAAAAAUGUCAAUGCAAAGAAGAAAUAAAAUCUAGACGAAUGGAGAUGCAGGAGCUGCGGGAGCUGAAUUCUGUCCUGAAAAACACUAAUUUGCUGCUUUCUGACCAAAUGUUUUUCCAUCUGUGUACAGCUACAGCUGUGUGAAGAGAGGGAACAACACAGUUUAAAAAGAAUCCCCAUUCCAGCAGUAGAUUUAACUGAUCUCUGAGGUUCAGUAUCAUUUUUCAAAUAAAGGAAUUAUAUUAUUUCCUCUGCAUAA